Messenger RNA from Encephalitozoon cuniculi GB-M1, 807 nucleotides. RefSeq lists its product as uncharacterized. The record is from RefSeq and is marked provisional. NCBI's taxonomy places the organism in Eukaryota, Fungi, Microsporidia, Unikaryonidae. The transcript has a single exon. Bases 1 to 807 code for a protein of 268 amino acids.
AUGAGGCUUAGUCUAGUCGAGCAAGAAGAGGUCAUGAGGGAGUUUGGCGACCCGGUGGAGUUCAUACGGAAAUACAUAGAUGUUUACGAAAGGCAGAGGUGCGUGCCUGUGAAGGUGUUCCUGGAGGAUGUUUCGUACUACGAGAGAUUUGAGCCGAGAUUUCUUGACCUGGUGCUCAAGCGCGCGCUCUCUGAAGAAUCUGCGGAUCUGAACCUUCCGGAGGUUGAGGCGCUGCUGUGCAGUUUCCGUGAGAAGGAGUUUUACGACGAAAGGUUCUAUCUUGAGUCUACUCUGGUGCUCAUCAAGGGAAUAGCUAUACUGGUGGACAGAGUCGACCAGGAGGUGCAGAGAAACGACUUCCGCAACCUGCGGUAUCUGUACUACUACACAGACGAGGCCAUCGACCUGACGCGGAUUCUUGUUGGCCCCUAUACCAGAUAUGUCGAGGAUCCACAGGUCUUGGUCAGCAAGAUGCCUGAGCUCCGGAAUGCAGUGGAGCUCGUAAACAAGCAGCUGGAGGGGGUGGGAAGAUCGUUUCUUGCGGACGACGAAAGGCUGAAGGACAGGGUGAAUCUAUCUGAGGGGAUUCUCGGGACCCGGAGGAUAGAGAGAUAUGUGACAGAGGAGGUAUAUGGAAGCAUAUUUGAUCUUCUCAUAGUGAAGGCGACGGGGAUGGACGUGGAUUCUGGGUACCUCUAUAUCAUGGGGUUUUGCAGCGAGUUUCUUGUGCAUGAGGCCGGUAGCGAGGAGACGAUCCUUCGUUUGAAGGAGUAUGCAGCUGCUUUGCUGAGUAAGAAGGAAAACUGA